Molecule: messenger RNA, 740 nt
Organism: Helianthus annuus (common sunflower)
Lineage: Eukaryota; Viridiplantae; Streptophyta; Magnoliopsida; Asterales; Asteraceae
Product: bet1-like SNARE 1-2
Exons: 6
Coding region: 179-577 (132 amino acids)
Source: RefSeq, a predicted model, not a curated record
UAUUGAGGAGAAAUCUGGCAAACUUGAGUUAAAAGACACCAUCUGGAAGAAGAAAAAGAAAGAAAAAAAAACCCUGAAAAUGGUUUUGAGAAUUUAUUGAGGAGAAAUCUGGCAGAUCUAAACCCCUGCGAGACUUGAUGCAGAGUGAGUCGUGGUGUAUUGUAUCGCUGAUCCUGACAUGAGUUAUCGAAGGGACAAUCGUGCAUCUAGAACUGCUCUAUUUGAUAACCUUGAUGGCAUUGAGGAGGGCGGCCUCAGAGCUUCAUCAUCGUAUUCUCGCGAUAUAGACGAGCAAGAAAAUGAAAAAUCUUUAAAUAGCUUGCAGGACAGAGUUGUCUUUCUAAAAAGAUUGACUGGUGACAUACAUGAGGAGGUGCAGACUCAUAACCGUAUGCUGGACCGAAUGGGCAAUGGUAUGGAUUCCGCAAGGGGGAUUAUGUCAGGAACUAUGGAUAAGUUGAAGACGGUGUUUGAAACAAAAUCAAGUCGGAGAACAUGUAAACUCGUCAUAUAUUUGGUCCUGGCAUUCUUCAUCUUAUAUUACCUGUUCAGAUUCCUUCUGCCAGCAGCUGUAUGAUGCUUAAUUUGCAAGACCUGAUGAUGAAUCUGAAUGAAGAAAUAUACUUAGUUAUACUUGGUACUUACUUAUCAUGUUAUUUAGUGUUCAGAUUUUGAAUUUUAAAACUGCUGUUACAUGCCUUUGCCAAUAUAUGUUAAUUAGGUUAUAUUAUUCUCAAUAA